Notothenia coriiceps (black rockcod) is the source of this 3010-nucleotide messenger RNA. RefSeq names its product lumican. The record is from RefSeq and is a predicted model, not a curated record. The transcript is spliced from 5 exons. Gene Ontology annotation, molecular function: protein binding. NCBI's taxonomy places the organism in Eukaryota, Metazoa, Chordata, Actinopteri, Perciformes, Nototheniidae. Bases 125 to 1225 code for a protein of 366 amino acids.
UCACACACACACAAGCCGACGCAUUAACACACACACAUAUUUUCCUGCAGCUCUCGUGGGCUCUCGUGGGCUUGUCUCCGUUCAGUGGCUCCUGGUCAAACAGGUUUUAAUAUCUGACGUUUCCAUGGCUCUCCUGUGCUCUGCCAUGUUGGUGCUACUGUGUGUUUUUAACAUUGCCUCAGCCACUAUUGAAGUUCACAUGGACUAUGGAGGUGUUCCUCUCUGGAUUAAUCGCCUGCUAGGGGAGCCAAGUGUGAUAAGCCUGCAGGGACGGCUGGACUCAGCCUGGCUGAGAGCCAACAACCCCCAGUCCUGCCCUCAGCAGUGUGACUGCCCCCUCCAGUGGCCCACUGCGCUCUACUGCGACCACAGAGGCCUGGCAGACACCCCUGACCACCUGCCGGACAGGACUCAAUACUUGUUUCUACAGGGUAACAACAUCUCGUCCCUGUCCUCCUCUUUUCUGGCCAACGUUACUGAUCUACGCUGGCUCAUCCUGGAUCAAAACCAGCUGCAGAGCGACACGCUGGGCCAGAUCGGGCUGCAGAACCAGACCAAGCUGUGUUACCUUUUUGCCAACCACAACCACCUGAGAUCAGUGCCCAGCGCUCUACCAGCUGGACUCAAGCAGCUGCGACUGGCCCACAACCAAAUCAGCAGCAUCAGUCCUGGAGCUUUAAAGAACCUGCACAACCUGACACUGCUGCUGCUGCAGGGAAACAAACUGCGAACCAUCACAGAGGGAGACUUUAAAGGUCUGGUCAGUCUGAACCUGCUGGACCUCAGUAGUAAUUUAUUCUCCGCUGUCCCCAGACAUCUAUCUCCUUCUGUCGAGCAGCUCUAUCUAUCCAAUAACACGCUCUCUGCGCUGAAUGAAGACAGUUUUGUGGGAUUUUUCAACCUUAAGUACCUUCGUCUGAGUAACUGUAGUCUGCGUAGCGGCGUCAUCGACCAGAAGGUCUUCAAUUUCUCCAGCUUGGUGGAACUGGACCUCUCUUACAACAAACUAAAAACAGUUCCCACAGUCCCGACCACCCUGAGGUACCUCUACCUGGAGGCCAAUGAAAUACAAGAGUUCAACGUGACCAGUUUCUGCAGAGAGGUGGGACCUCUUUCCUACUCCAGGAUAAAGGUCCUACGAUUGGAUGGAAACAAAAUGUCCCACCAUCAGCUGCCAUCCGACUGGGUUUUCUGCCUGCGAGUGCUUGAAAGUAUUUACAUUUGAUCCACCUUCUCAACAUGCAACCGAAUGAGUUACUGUAUGAAAUUGGCCGAAUUCAUCUAUAAAGAAAUGUGACUCAUCUUUUUGAUCAACUAAGGCUUACAGCUAAACCAGAGAAAAAUUGUGUCUUCAAGAUGUAUACACACCCAGGCACUGAAGGGAAAACUUUCCAACGAUGCCAAAGCCUGGACUUGUAUAAACCAGUGUUAUUUUAUGAUACUGCCAAAUGUCAUGAUCAAAACAUUACCAAUGCCACAAGAACAUUCCCAUGGGUUUCUCUCUCUCUCCCAUUACAUAUUAUAGUUUUGUUUCAGCACUGCAGGCUCGAACAUCUGUGUGUUAUUACCAAAUAGGAACUGUGACAAACUCUCUAGUUUCUUACUGUGCGGAAUAAUAUGCCGUGGUUAAACUGAGCUGUGUUACUGUGUGAGGAGAAAGGGAAACAUGUAUGAAUGUCAAUAUGCAGUAGCUGUCCCACAAGACAAUCUGACUCAGUUAGCUAGAGAGUGUUAAACAGCCACACCCAUACUUUCAAAAAUCUUUCAAAACCUAUUUUUGCAAAUAUACAGUGGACAGCUUUUCAUUAGGUGUUUUCCUGUAUAUGCAGGGGUUUUUAUGGCAUAGUUGCUCCAUCAGCCACAUAGGACCCUAUUGCCUCAUCCCAUACACUGCCACUCAGUGGAAAGUCAGGGCAAGUGCAUGAUAAAUGUCUCUUAAAACCAAGAUGAACGACAGAAAGCCAGAUGGACCAAGUCACCUGCCGAUGUCCUGCCAAUCCUUUCAUGGCAAGCGAUCCCUGCAGGUAUAAAACAUUUGGUGAAAUCAAGUAACAACGAAGGAAUCAUAUAAUUCAUAAAUUGUCAAAGUAUUGAUUUUAUGUUUGCAGGAAAUCAUGACUAUUCGCCUGUCCACUAAAGCGGACAUCAUGCAUCACUGGCUAUAUAUUUCAACUAAACUUCAUACUGUUACUGUUCUUCUUGAAAAUACUUCAUUUGCAAUAUCUUUUGGGGCCUUAAAUAUAUAUACUUAAGUUAUUAUAAUGUAAUUUUAAGUUUGCACAUCUUUAUUUAUCAUUUUUUCCAAAUUUACAAGUUUUCAGUUUAGACUUUAAUGCAUACUGUCCACCUGAGUGGACAUAUAACAUUUAUUUUCUAAAUUUGAAAAAACUAGAUUAAAAUAAACUAAAGUUAAAAUCGUGUUGUUCAUGCCCCAAGAGCAAUAAAAACACUUGGUAAAAAAAUCCUGAGUGAGGCUUUCAUAAUUCAUGCAUGAAAGGGUUGAAUUCAACUUUGAUUUGAAAGCUUAUUUCCACUAUCCAAAAAUGUAAAAUUGGUUUGCACAACAAACAUAAUGUACAUUUUCGUGUGUUUGCUGCAGCAAUAAUUAACUUCACAUUGAUGCAAUGAUUCCCAUUGUAUUUAUUCAAUUUAAACUAUUAUGGUUUUAAUUCAGUUUAGAUGGUUGCCAUCACUUUUGGGUUAACUUGUAUAAUGUAUGCCUGAAGCUAAUCGUCAAUGUGUCAACAAAUAUUUGUAUCUUGUGUGCCAUUGAAAAAGAGUAAUGUGUGAUUUUAUGCACUAAUUUUGAAUUCAUUUCUAGUGGCCUGACAACUUUGUUUAACAUAGUAAUCUUAGUCUUAGAUAAAAUAAUCAAACUGAAUACAAAUGUGUAUCAGCUUACGAGAGUGAAAUCAUUUGAAACGUUCUAAAACUGACUAUAAAGACACACAAAAGGACAAUACUUGCAGUGCAGGCACUCAACUUACUAAUAACUAGGAAAAUACUUAUU